AUGGCAUCAGAGAGCAAGAAUAAUGUUCACUUGAUUUUCGAGGCGUCCUUGGAAGACGACAAGAGCAUUACCAACUACGCCGAAGAACGCGAAAGGCUUGUCGAAUCGGAACGACAAAAUGCCUGGGAUCGAGAGGCAAGAUAUAAACCCUCCUCCCAGGAGGAGCGCGCAGCCAACAUCAUCUUUGCAAUCCGCGAGUGGGAGCGAAACGUUAUCUUCGGCAAUCUCCCCUCGGAGACAUUGCCAAAGAAAGAUGACCGGGAUAUGGGCGGUCAAUAUCUCACCAACAAGGAGUAUAUAGAUACGAGGAGCAAGCUGUUUGAAAUUAGCAAGAUGGUGCCCAAGGGAGCCCUGUUGCACUUGCACUUCAAUGCCGAACUACACCCUGAGUUGCUGCUCGUGCAAGCUCGAAAUACCGAGAACAUGUAUAUACGUAGCAUUCGGCGCAUCGAAAACGAGGAAGACCUAAAGGAGACCGAGAUGGUCUUUAGUGUCCUGGACCGCAAGACAGUUGAUCCUAGCAUUAACAUCUUCUCGGACACGUACCCUACGUGCACAAACUUCAAGGAUGAGGCUGUUAAAGAUAAGAUUUGGAUGUUAUGGUCAAAAUUUCAAGACGAGUUCGAACGUAAAUUUCCUGGUAAAUACAAACAGCAGGAACCUGAAACCUUUCGGGAAGGAAAUCUACCAUCUCACUGUGGCCAGCCAGCUGUUGCGCGGCUACGUCCUGCUGAGAACUGGCUCAGGUCUAAGAUGGUUCUCAGUGAGAAAGAGGCUUAUGACCCUGAUCAGACUGUCAAUGGUGUUUGGGCGCGUUUCAACCAAGCCACCAGAGCUUUUAAAGGCUUAUUAAACUACGAAAGAGCCUAUACAGAGUACAUUGGCAUGGCUAUUGACCGAUUCAUUGAGGAGAAAAUCAUGUACGCUGAGCUACGACCAAUGUUGCUUGACAAGGAUAUUCCUACCAAUGAUGGCAAAGGAAAGAUAGAUAAUUCUGGCCAAAUGCAACUAAUCAUUGAUGCCGUCAACGAAAAGAAGCGGCAGCUUAAAGAUGCAGGGCGGCUUCACGAGUUUCCGUUCGGGCUGAAGAUCAUCUACUGCACUCCACGAUCCAUUCCCCCAAGUCUGAUGAUGAGGGAUAUGAAGGAGUGUAUUGAACUGAAGAUUAAAUACCCAGACCUCAUCUGUGGUUUUGAUCUUGUUGGAGCAGAAGACCGAGCAUUCCACAUUGGCUAUUACCAGAAACAGUUCAUGGCUUUCAAGAAAACCUGCAAGACGCUUGGCGUAGAGAUCCCCUUCAUGUUCCAUGCUGGAGAGACAUUGCUCGACACCGGCGGCUCUCACGAUCCUGCCAACUCAAACCUCUACGAUGCAGUAGCCUUGGGAGCGAAACGCAUCGGUCAUGGCUUCGCACUUUUGAAGCAUCCAAAGCUUGUAGAGGAGUUCAAAAAGGAUGGCAAGAAGCCUGGGAUUUGUAUCGAGCUGUGCCCCAUCUCGAAUGAACUACUCCAUCUUUGCAGGAACAUCAAGGAGCAUCCUUAUCCUCAACUAUUGGCUGCAGGUAUACCCUGCACUGUCAAUUCGGAUAACCCAUCCCUUUUUAGCAACUCUAUGUCCCAUGAGUUCUAUCAGAUCAUGGUGGGCGCGCCUACCAUGUCUCUUUACAGCUGGAAGCAGCUCGCACGCUGGAGUAUUGACUACAGCUGUCUCUCUGAAAAGGAGCAAAAAGAGGGACACAAGUACCUGGACGAAAGCUGGGAACAGUUCUGCCAUGACGUUGUCAACACAUACGGACCGAGUGUCAUGCACACGGACGAGGAAAUAGCACGGGAUCCAGUACUCAAGGACAGAGUUGAUCCAGCGAAAGCCGCAGCUUACUAUGGAGAUGAUGGUGAGGCCAGAUGGAAGAGUUACACGAAAAAGAGGGGCAAUAAGAAGUAUCUGGAGCUUUAG
Molecule: messenger RNA, 1953 nt
Organism: Pyrenophora tritici-repentis Pt-1C-BFP
Lineage: Eukaryota; Fungi; Ascomycota; Dothideomycetes; Pleosporales; Pleosporaceae
Product: Add, Adenosine deaminase
Biological process (GO): inosine biosynthetic process; adenosine catabolic process
Molecular function (GO): adenosine deaminase activity
Source: RefSeq, a predicted model, not a curated record